ACCCACCUUUGGAAGGAGCUCACUAUGACAGGGCAGAGUCUGAGGGCUUUGUCUGAAGCGAAUUUUGAAGACAAUGAGAUCAGCAUCAACGUUGGAGGCUUUAAGAAAAAGAUGAGAUCCAACACAUUAUUAAGGUUCCCCGAGACCAGGCUGGGCAAAUUGCUGAGCUGCCACUCAAAGGAGUCGAUACUGGAGCUUUGUGAUGACUAUGAUGACACCAAGAAUGAAUUUUAUUUUGACAGGAACCCCGAGCUCUUUCCUUAUGUGCUACAUUUUUAUAACACUGGCAAGCUCCAUGUGAUGGGUGAACUCUGUGUGUUUUCUUUCAGCCAGGAGAUUGAAUACUGGGGAAUCAAUGAAUUCUUUAUAGACUCCUGCUGCAGUUAUAGCUACCAUGGGAGGAAAAUGGAGCCAGACCAAGAGAAAUGGGAGGAACAAAGUGACCAGGAAAGUACGACAUCUUCUUUUGAUGAGAUUUUGGCAUUCUACAAUGAUGCUUCUAAAUUUGACAAACAGCCCUUUGGAAACAUCAGGAGGCAGCUCUGGCUUGCUUUGGAUAAUCCUGGGUACUCAGUUUUAAGCCGGAUCUUCAGUGUCCUUUCAAUAGUGGUGGUGCUGGGCUCCAUUGUGACCAUGUGCCUGAACAGCCUCCCAGACUUUCAGAUUGUUGACAGCAAUGGGAACCCUGAGGAGGAUCCUCGCUUUGAAAUCGUGGAACAUUUUGGUAUUGCAUGGUUCACUUUUGAACUGGUGGCAAGAUUUGCAGUAGCUCCUGACUUUUUAAAAUUUUUCAAGCAUGCCCUGAAUUUGAUUGACCUAAUGUCUAUCCUUCCAUUUUAUAUUACAUUAAUUGUCAACUUGGUGGUGGAAAGCAGUCCUACUUUAGCAAAUUUAGGCAGAGUUGCACAAGUCCUGAGACUCAUGAGGAUCUUCCGCAUACUAAAGCUUGCUAGACACUCCACAGGUCUCAGGUCUCUCGGAGCCACCCUGAAGUACAGCUACAGAGAGGUGGGGCUUCUUUUACUCUACCUCUCUGUUGGCAUCUCCAUUUUCUCAGUAGUGGCUUACACCAUUGAGAAAGAAGAGAAUGAGGGGUUAGCCACCAUCCCUGCUUGUUGGUGGUGGGCUACUGUUAGCAUGACCACAGUCGGCUAUGGGGAUGUGGUGCCAGGGAGCACUGCUGGCAAGUUGACAGCAUCUGCAUGCAUCCUAGCUGGUAUCCUAGUGGUAGUGCUUCCCAUUACACUGAUCUUUAAUAAAUUCUCCCACUUCUAUAGGCGUCAGAAGCAGUUAGAGAGUGCCAUGAGAAGCUGUGAUUUUGGUGAUGGCAUGAAAGAAGUUCCAUCUGUCAACUUAAGGGACUACUAUGCUUAUAAAGUUAAAUCCCUUAUGGCCAGUCUGACCAAUAUGAGCAGGAGUACCCCCAGUGAGUUGAGCCUGAACGAUUCACUGCAUUAG
This is a messenger RNA of Poecile atricapillus (Black-capped chickadee), 1458 nucleotides long. RefSeq names its product potassium voltage-gated channel modifier subfamily S member 2 (gene KCNS2). The record is from RefSeq and is a predicted model, not a curated record. Gene Ontology annotation, cellular component: membrane; voltage-gated potassium channel complex. The coding region runs from base 25 to 1458 and encodes 477 amino acids. NCBI's taxonomy places the organism in Eukaryota, Metazoa, Chordata, Aves, Passeriformes, Paridae. Gene Ontology annotation, biological process: potassium ion transmembrane transport; regulation of delayed rectifier potassium channel activity; protein homooligomerization. The transcript has a single exon. Gene Ontology annotation, molecular function: voltage-gated potassium channel activity; protein binding.